This is a messenger RNA of Vigna umbellata (rice bean), 984 nucleotides long. The record is from RefSeq and is a predicted model, not a curated record. Lineage: Eukaryota; Viridiplantae; Streptophyta; Magnoliopsida; Fabales; Fabaceae.
AUGGCUACAAGUGAAGAAUGGCAGUGUCGGAAGUUUGAGAAUGGACUGAGAAGUGAGUUGAAGCUGCUGAUCUCCAGUUUGUGUAUUAGAUCAUUUCCCGCUAUGGUUGAAAGAGCGAAGGUGUUGGAGAAGAACGUAGCUGAGGUAGAGCAACAGAAGAAACAACAAGUGGCUAGAGGGCCGAUCUUGUCUAGAAACAAUGCGAAUCCGAGAAGGACACCUUACGUUCAUCCAGCACAAUCAUCAAAUCAUAGUGGAUCGCAAGCAUUGGUUGCUGUCGGGCAGUCUGGGCAGCAGGGGAAUGUGACUUGUUUUCAGUGUGGAGGACCACAUUACCGUUCGUCAUGUCCUCAACUAGUGGGAGGAAAAUACUGCACUCGUUGUAGGAGGAACGGACAUCUGGAGAAUGAGUGCAACAUGGGAGGACGAGCGGUGAUGAGACCACCGAACGCUGGAAGGAAUCAACCGAGAGGUGGAGGUAGAGCUCAAGCGGUUGGACGUGUAUAUGCCAUAAUAGGGGCAGAGGCAGCAAGCUCAGGUACACUCAUCACCAGCACCUGCUUAGUAUAUGGAAUACCCUGUUGUGUGUUAUAUGAUUCGGGGGCGACACACUCCUUCAUCUCGAAGGCGUGCGUUGAGAAACUGGGGUUAGCUGAGAGCGAGAUGCAGUUUGACUUGGCGGUGUCAACCCCAGCGGCUGGUGAGGUUAGGACGUCUACAGUCUGUGUUAGAUGUCCUAUUGAGGUAGAAGGGCGUAGGUAUAAGAUGAACCUUAUAUGUUUACCUCUCAAGGAGUUAGAGGUGAUCUUAGGAAUGGAUUGGCUGACUACCAAUCGCAUUCUCAUAGACUAUGGUGCUAAGGAAUUGGUCUUUUUUGAGGAAGAUGAAGAAGUGUUAUCUGUGACGCUCGGUCAACUAAAGGAGGACAUCAUGGAAGGCGCCAGCUGUUUUCUGAUAAUGACUCACGAAGACAAGGAGGUUUGA